Molecule: messenger RNA, 1628 nt
Organism: Xenopus tropicalis (tropical clawed frog)
Lineage: Eukaryota; Metazoa; Chordata; Amphibia; Anura; Pipidae
Gene: nuf2
Product: NDC80 kinetochore complex component NUF2
Cellular component (GO): nucleus; kinetochore; Ndc80 complex
Source: RefSeq, marked provisional
AAGGAAGCAUUAUUCUGAAUUGUCUGCUCCAAGGGAAUACAUCUCAUCUAGCUGAGUCAGGUCAAGUUUGCAUAUAUCACAUGCAGGAUGGACAAACUUACCUUUCCAAUUUUCCCAGCUGCAGACUUGGUUAAUUUUUUCCGUCAGAAUAUUCUCACUGGCACUGAAGCUAAAAAUUUCAACAAAAAUGACAUAUAUCCCAACCCCAAGCCUGACAUGGUGCAAAAACUUUACAUGAGAAUCCUGCAACAGGUUUUCAGUUAUGGCGUUGAACAAUUUUAUAUGGUGCCCAUGGAUCUUGACAUUCAGUAUCCACAUCUCGUUGAGGGUUUUGCACCUGUAGCCAAUAUUCUGAAGCUCAUGGCACGCUUCUUACCAAUGUGCAGAGUGUAUGAUUUCCAUCCUUCUGAUGUCCUGAAUCCCAAAGGAAAACGUACUCUCCAUUUGCUAAGUGGGAUUGUCAACUUCCUCCACUUCAGUGCUACACGGAAGGAAGUUUAUAUGGAAUACUGCUUAAGCUAUAAAUCUGCUUUGGACAAUGUGCGGCAGCUUCAGAAGACAAAUCAAGAGGCAGAAAUCAAGAUAGAAAAACUCACGACUGUUCCACCUGAGCAGCAAGCAGAGUUUAAAGCACUUUCUGCUGAAAUCCAUGAUUUGCAACAGAUAAUAAGUCAGGAAUACCGUGCCAAGGAUGUUGUGUUUCAAGAGAAAAUUGCUCAGCGAAAAACUGAAUUUGCAGAAAAGAACAAAAGAUUGAAUGAACAAAAGUUGGCUAUUGCGACCAUGAAGGAAGAGCAGGAGCGUAUGAAAUCACAGAUUGUGGAAUCUCCAGAACAACGCAAAAGUAAAACUGAGAGGAUGAAGGAAACUGUUCACAGACUGAAGCAAUCCAGGCAAGAGACAAAUGACAAGUGUGAUAAUUAUCGGGACAGGGUGGCCCUGGCCUGUAUGUGGCAGUCCGAUGUGCAAGGAUACAUAAAGAAGCUGCAGAGCAUUGACGCCAACCUUGAGAUACACAGAAAAAUUCGUGAGGAGAUCCGACACAGCGAAGAGCAGGUUGUGAAUUUAAACUUAGAGCUCAAAUCUCUAUCUAAUGAAGAUGCUCAGCUCAAACGAAUCAUUCUUGUAAAGAAAGAGAAGCUUGCAAAAGUAGACAUUAAAAACAAGAAAAAACAGGAAGACUUCAGCCAACAGAAGCAGGAAAUUCUAGAGGUCUGUAGCCAUAUCCAGGAGAAGAGACAGGCGGUACAUGGGCGUGUCGCUCAGGUUCUUCAAGAAAUUCAGCAAACGAUGAAUAAAAAAGAGCAGCUUCUAGAAACAACAGAAGCAGGGCAGAAGAAAUGUCAGGAGGUUAUAACAGAUUUUCGAGCUGCACUAGAAAAAUACCAUGACAGUUUGCAGAAGGCAUCUGAGCGCAGUGCUGACCGGAAAAGAGAGAAAAUUGCAGAGCUCAAUCGAAGGCUGAGUCGGCGGUAGAUGACUGCACUAUCUAGAAUGUUUUUCGUUUUUCUAUGUGUUUAGCAUUUGUGCAAUUAAUCUUAUAUAUUUCAUUUUUUUAUAUAUAGAAUGAAUUUAUUUCAAAUGUAAACUUAUUUCAUACACACCAUUUAAUAAAUACUCAUUUGGUA